AUGUGGAAUCUGUUCAUAUUUCUACUACUUGUGGAAUUCUCAGCAAGUGUCACACGAUUUACAAACAUCAAUUGCGAGGUCUUAGAAGCAUCAAAAACAUCAUUUAAGGAGUGCGAACUUAAGGUUUUGGGCCGCGGUAAAAUCGGCUUGAAUCUUCAUAUGGAACUCAAUUUCACAAAUACUACAAAUGUUAAAGAAAAUAUCAGUUUGUUUCGUAGAUUUAGCGGAUUUUGUCCGUUUAUGUUCAACAAAACUUUUGAUUUCUGCAAGUUUAUGGCUAACUCAAAUAGUAAACUGUCCUUUGAGAAACUUGUACUUGGUUCAAUUAGUCAAUUCUCGAAUCUAAAUCACUCUUGUCCAUAUACGAAAGAUAUAAUCAUUCGAAAUAUGUUAUUUAAAGAGGAGUUUCUCGAAUUUUUGCCACUUCCCUCUGGCGAGUAUAGAUUUCAGUUCAUGACACAAAUGGAUAACAUUUGGAAUAUACUGAAGGCUCCAUUUGGUGUAUCGAUAUAG
Drosophila nasuta is the source of this 513-nucleotide messenger RNA. RefSeq lists its product as uncharacterized. The record is from RefSeq and is a predicted model, not a curated record. Lineage: Eukaryota; Metazoa; Arthropoda; Insecta; Diptera; Drosophilidae. The transcript has 4 exons. Bases 1 to 513 code for a protein of 170 amino acids.